Messenger RNA from Rasamsonia emersonii CBS 393.64, 1683 nucleotides. Its product is annotated as Hexokinase. Gene Ontology annotation, biological process: glucose 6-phosphate metabolic process; glycolytic process; intracellular glucose homeostasis. Bases 1 to 1683 code for a protein of 560 amino acids. Lineage: Eukaryota; Fungi; Ascomycota; Eurotiomycetes; Eurotiales; Trichocomaceae. The transcript has 2 exons. Gene Ontology annotation, molecular function: ATP binding; D-glucose binding; mannokinase activity. Gene Ontology annotation, cellular component: mitochondrion; cytosol. The record is from RefSeq and is a predicted model, not a curated record.
AUGACCGGAAGUCCUCCUGUAAUGACACAGGAUGAGGACCAGGCAGAUAUAGCCUCUUUCUUGAAACCGCUGCGAGUAUGCGAUUCCACUCUUUAUGGUCUUGCCUGCUCAUUCUCCAAAGUGUUCCAGAAGCUUGCCUCGACCUGUGAUGAUGGGCUCUUCUGCCCUGUCCCAGUCACGUAUCUUCCAGGGGGCCAGGAGAGCGGGCGAUACUUGGCGGUAGAUGUAGGAAUCACCACCUUGAGAGUCGCUUUUAUCGAGCUGCUGGGGGAGACGUCAUAUGGCGACCUGCCUGCAGCUGGGAAGGAGGCGAAAUCGCAAACCGUGAUCCGUCGAGCGCAGCUGCCCCGUGUGAGAAGAGUCCUAGAGAAGGCAUGGAGAAUCGAGGAGCGUCUUAAAAACGACCAGGCCCAUGAACUCUUUUCGUGGAUUGGAAAUUGCAUUGCGGAAGUGGUUAAAGACGAUCUGACGUCCAGUUCUUCGACGGGAGACUUCCCUCCGUACAUCGAAACAGGAAUCGCAUUCAGUCUGCCCAUCAAACAGAAUUCCCUUCAAGAGGCGACUCUGAUGCCCACAGGCAAGGGUUUCACCAUUGGCACUGACCUCGACUUGCGGAAAUCGCUUCUGGAGGGCUACGAACGCCAUACUCGCCGAACAGACGACAUGGAGCAAUCGGCGAAACGCCGGAGACGAUAUGUGCUGCCGAGAUUGAAGAUUAUUGCUCUCACCAACGAUACCGUGGCGACUCUUCUCUCCCUCGCCUAUUCUAUCAAAUCAUUCCCCAACAGCCGGGUUGCGAUGGGCAUCGUGGUCGGCACGGGCUGCAAUGCCACCAUUCCAAUGAUGCUGUCUGAUUUGCAUCCGUCAAAGGCUCGGCAGAUAUUGUCCUACGAAGCUAACGCGGCGCAGGCGCUGGUUAGUACAGAAUGGACUCUACACGGGGCUGCAUCACCUCUCCAUGAGCAUGGCAUUAUCACCGAAUGGGAUCGCAAAUUAGAUGCCCGCACCGCUCGCCCCGGCUUUCAGCCACUCGAAUAUAUGACUGGCGGUCGCUAUAUCGGCGAGCUUAUCCGGAUCAUCUGCCACGAUUAUUUUACGACAACACUGCGUGUCCCUGAAGAGGCUCUCCCGGGGCGUCUUGUUGAGGAAUACGGACUGACGACUGCAUUCAUCACCGAUAUUGUGUCUGCACCCUAUUCAGACGAGAUCCUUGCCGCGAAUCUUGGUCGUGAUCUUCCGCCACCGGCGUCGAGCGAGUGGUCUUGGUCCCCUAAAGCCGCAGGCGUCCUUCGAACCGUCGCCCAUGCCGUUCUGACUCGCUCGGCGGCUCUGAUCGCUGCUGCGACAGUUGGGUUGCUUGCUUGUAACCACGAGGUUUCACUCAAGGAGCCUCGAUCAUCAUCGAGUUCGUCUGCGACUGGGGACGUGCGUGAGGACACCUUUGCGUCUACGCGUGAUUGGAAAGGUGGGCCUGAGGAGUUGGUUGUAGCGUACAUCGGCGGCAUCAUCCAGCAUUAUCCCAACUUUAAGGAGAAUUGCCAGCGUUACAUCGAUCGCUUGGUCAUCAUGGGUGGGCCACAGGAAGGCGGUAAGAGCAUCCUCUUAAGGGAAGCCAAUGAUGGAGUAAUUAUUGGUGCCGGCGUAUUGGCAGGUAUGGUUGCACACAAAUACAAGGGCAAGUGA